Molecule: messenger RNA, 1471 nt
Organism: Cuscuta epithymum
Lineage: Eukaryota; Viridiplantae; Streptophyta; Magnoliopsida; Solanales; Convolvulaceae
Source: the annotation of a GenBank genome assembly
GCAGUUCUUCAAGCUUCGCUGGCAAUCUCCACAAAAAAUGGGAGAUUCAGAUUCACAACAGAAUAUAGAGAUACUCCAUGACUUUCCCCCCUUACUGAGAGUGUACAAGGAUGGCCGAAUCGAAAGGUUGCAAGACGAAAAUGUCGUCCCGCCCGACCCGGAUGCCGAAACCGGCGUCAGAUGCAAAGACGUCCAGAUUUCCCCUGAUCCCACAGUUUCCGCCAGGAUUUUCCUCCCCAAAACCGCCAGACCGGGCCGGAAACUUCCACUGUUGGUGUACUUCCACGGCGGAGCAUUCGUCUCCGAAUCUGCUUUCUCUCCGACUUACAAGAAGCCUCUCUGCUUAAUCUCGGCGGAAGCAAACGCCGUGAUCGUCUCCGUCGAUUACAGAUUGGCCCCGGAGCAUGUGAUUCCGGCGUGUUUCGACGACUCGUGGCUGGCCCUAAAGUGGGUGGCGUCCCAUUCCUCCUCCGGCGGCAGCGGCGGUGAGGAGUGGCUGAAGGAGUACGCAGAUCUCAACCGCGCAUUCUUCGGCGGCGACAGCGCGGGCGGAACCAUAGCGCAUAGAAUGGCGAUUCGGGUCGGGUUGGAAGGAUUAGACGGAAUCAAGCUGGACGGCGUCUUCCUCAACUGCCCGUUUUUCUGGGGAAAAGAUCCGGUAGGCGAGGAAGGGGAAGUUGCGGCGGCAAUGGGGUCGCUCAUCCAUAUACUUUGGGAGUUGGUGAACCCGAAGUCCUCUGGGCUAGACGACCCGCUUUUGAACCCGACCGCAGACCCGGAAUUCAGUUCCCUGGGGUGCAAGAAGGUGCUGGUGUACGUUGCAGAGAAGGACAAUCUGCGGCGGAGAGGGCGGCACUACACGGAGGUGCUGGUUAAUAGUGGGUGGCCUGGGACGGCAGAGGUGGUGGAAGUUAAAGGCGAGGACCACGGUUUCAGCGUGUCUUCCCCCACAUCUGAUAAUUCCAUGGCGAUGGUGAAAAAGUUGGCUACUUUCAUCAACAAAUAAUUACCAACUUAUCAACCACUUCCAAAUUGCAGGUUUAAUAAAAAAUGAGAAAUUAAAUAAAAGAUACUCCUUCCGUUCCAUAAAAUGAUAAAAAUAGUUCACGCAUUGACUUGGAUCGGAAUUUAAGAAAGUGGAAUAAAAUGAAAAUGUAUGGUUGUGGUUGUGUAAAAAAGGUAAAUAAAUGUGAGCCACACAAAAUUUUCUAAAAGAGAAAAUGGAAACUAUUUUUUGGGACGACCCAAAAAGGAAACUGAGAACUAUUUUGCGGGACGGAAGGAGUAACAUUUACUAAUAAAAAGCAGUGGACAAAAAUUUUCAUUAUUAUAAUUGUGUUCAAAAUUUAGAACAUAGUAAUUUAUAUGAAAUUCAUAGUAGCUUACAUUUAAUUAUUAUGAUGUAAGUUUGAAUACAAUUAUAGUCAUUAAUAGUAACUAAGUAAGUACGGAGUAAUAUUUUCAUCCGCCC